GAAAGUUUUCUUUGAUCCUUCGUUCUAUUUUUAUGAAGCAUUUAUUGGUUUAAUAAGAAGGAAAUUUUUAUGUAAUUUUCUGGAAAUUGCAACCCUUAGAGGAUUAUUACACGGUCGAUCACGGGUGCAGUUGCGGCUACCGGGUCCGGGUAAAUGGAAGGGUUAAACGCGGGCGUGAAAGUGUUCAGUUUCACUCGCCUUCCGAGAGAUCUACCUACCUGCCGGCGGCAGCAGGUAGUAGGAGAGGAAAACGCGUUCGAAGUUGCUCGAACCCAGUGUCCCAGAAGCGAAAUCGUGCUCGCGCAGCGCGCAAUGCGCCUCCUCGACCGGAAAAACGGUUCGCCAAGAAAAUAAACAGAGAAUUCACUGUGAAAAUUCAUUAAAGUUCGAGACGAAUUUAUAAAACGAUUUGUAGGGAGUGUGAAUCUUAAAGUGUGAAACGUUCUUAAUCGCCUGGAAGUGUUUGUUAAUUUAUUAUUAAUUAUUAAUGGAACGAGGAGUUCGAAUAAUAUUUAUUGAGAAUAUGAUUUCGUAUUAAGAAUCUGAUGGAUAUUUGAUUGAAUUUUAACUACUCAUCAUUUUUAAAGAAUUUUAGAUUCGAAAGAUAAUUGAUUAUUAUACAGAAUUCUUCAGCAGAAUGAUAAAUCAGUACAUAUUCAAUUCUUCGACUCUUAAUUAUUGACGCUAUCGAAAAGUUUUUCAUAUAGAAGUUGUAGGCAUUGACGUCCUCUACAAGAAAAAUUCUGAAGAAUAGAAUGGAUUGAAAAUCAACAAGGAAGAGAACACAGCGUCAAUUGAACGACUUCAACACUUUUAUUAAUUACAAUAAAAAUUAUAUGAAAGAAGAAUUUAUUAAAAUCGGUACAUAAUCUCUCCUAUUAACUCUGACUUCAUUUAGCAUAAUAAAAACAUAUAAUAAAUUAAAAAUCAACAAGGAAGAGGAACCAGUCUCAAUAAAAAAAACCCUAAAUUAAUAUAAAAUAUAAAAUAAGCUCCAUUAAUUGAAAGAAAAUGCGAAUACCGAUGGAAUCCUCCAUAUAUUGGGACUCGGUGGGUUCCCAGCGGUCGACUUCCGGUAGCUCCGGCGAGUGCAGUUCCGGGAGCGCCAGCAGGCACUACGUGGACCCGUGGGACCUCGAGAACUACGCUUACCUACGCCGUCACAGCGUCUCCGGCUUGACGCAACCGGCGUCGUCGUCGCGGCAUCACCGUAGGCAUCCCGGUUAUCAUCGCGUGUCGCAAGACUCGCGGGCCCAUUCCGAUUACUGGUGUUCGAGGGAGCCAGGGUACGAUGCACCGGGCUUCGUGGAGGAGUUGUAUUGUGGACCGGCGCGAGGGAACAAUGCCGGUUGCCACUAUCAUCAGCCGAUCUACGAGGACGAGGUACCGGAUUACGUCGCCCCGUUUCCGGUCUACGCGCCUCUCUCCGAUGUGAGACACGGUGAUUACAUGGAAGACCACAGGCGACACAGGCACAGGUGCAAGUCGACUGCCACGAGAAAUCUUCAUAGAUCCAUGAGCGUGGAUUCGAGCCUGCCACCGAUGGGUCCCGUAGAAUUAGGUACAAAAUUAUACAUAUACAAAUAU
Ceratina calcarata is the source of this 1587-nucleotide messenger RNA. RefSeq lists its product as uncharacterized. The transcript is spliced from 4 exons. Lineage: Eukaryota; Metazoa; Arthropoda; Insecta; Hymenoptera; Apidae. The annotation marks the transcript as partial. The record is from RefSeq and is a predicted model, not a curated record.